GAACCUCUUUCAGAUCCACCGCCGGAAAAUCGCCGGUGCGCAGUGCGACAUCUACGCCUGCGCCGCCGCCAGAGCCUGGCUACCUUUUGCAAGGGGACAGAGGCUGAGUGGGUGGCGACAAUCGGGAUUCCGGAAGCCCACCUUUCACCCGGAAAUGAUUGUGGAGGAACAUGGCGUUGCUGGUGCGAGUCCUUGUGAGUGCAGGAGUACUUUUCUAGAGACGCACGCGCGUCUCCAGAGGAACCAGACUAGCAUCUCCCAGUGGGUUCCAGUAUGCAGCCAACUGGUAUCAGUGUCUCCUACCCAAAGACAGUGGAGCAAGACUCUGUCCAGCACUUCCCAGUGGCUCCAGAAGAAUCAGUCUGGAAUGUGUGUGGGAUCGGAACAGACCGUUGGAACAGACACACUGCAGUGUAGGAAAUACCACAACACAAGUAAGCUUCCUACUACCCAAGAUUCCUCGCAGCCUGUUGAGGAGAAGGUCGGUCCUUUCACGAAGAUAAUAGAAGCCAUGGGAUUCACUGGACCUUUGAAAUACAGUAAAUGGAAGAUCAAGAUCGCAGCCCUCCGAAUGUAUACAAGCUGUGUGGAGAAAACCGACUUCGAGGAGUUCUUUCUGAGGUGUCAGAUGCCUGAUACAUUCAACUCCUGGUUUCUUAUAACCCUGCUUCAUGUCUGGAUGUGUCUAGUCCGAAUGAAGCAGGAAGGCCGGACUGGAAAAUACAUGUGCCGGAUCAUAGUUCACUUCAUGUGGGAAGACGUGGAACAGCGAGGCCGAGUCAUGGGGGUUAAUUCCUAUAUCCUAAAGAAGAACAUGGCGCUCAUGACAAACAACUUCUAUGCAGCAAUCUUGGGAUACGAUGAGGGGAUCCUUUCGGACGAUCAUGGCCUGGCUGCUGCGCUCUGGAGAACCUUCUUCAACCAGAAAUGUGAAGACCCUCGUCAGCUUGAAUUGCUGGUGGAGUACGUGAGGAAACAGAUGCAAUACCUGGAUUCCAUGAACGGUGAGGAUCUGCUGCUGACAGGGGAAGUGAGAUGGCGCCCUCUGGUGGAGAAGAAUCCACAAAGCAUCUUGAAGCCCCACGCUCCCACCUACAAUGACGAGGGUCUCUGAGAGGCGGGUCCCUCUGGACAGCUGGCUGGCUGGCUUUGAGGAAGAAGUGCCUGUUUGCCCCAGGACCCUGAAGAAGGUGGCCUGAACUGACUUUUGAACAGCACUUGUUGAAUACUCAGCCCAUUCGUGUUGAGUCUCUUCUUCCCGAGCCCAGGAGUCUGAUCUGGUGGGGGUCUGCUGGGAGGUCCUCUUGCCCCUCUGACACAUUCUCUCCCUCCAGAGAAGCCUCAAGCACAUGCCCCAAGGCCCUUCAGCAUCACACAUGACUGAGAGCUUCUUCCGAAGGCUGAGGAAGGGAUGGGUAGGAUAGAAAGGGGUGCCUUCACCCAGGCCCUCUGGGCCUGGAGCAGUUGAUAAUGUUGCUAAGUCAAGGCAGGUAACCAUAUACUGUUCUCCAUCUGUGAGCCACGGCGUUGAAGUAGCCAUUAAAAAGAGAGACUUA
Molecule: messenger RNA, 1556 nt
Organism: Apodemus sylvaticus (European woodmouse)
Lineage: Eukaryota; Metazoa; Chordata; Mammalia; Rodentia; Muridae
Product: ubiquinol-cytochrome-c reductase complex assembly factor 1
Exons: 10
Coding region: 155-1114 (319 amino acids)
Biological process (GO): mitochondrial respiratory chain complex III assembly
Cellular component (GO): mitochondrion
Source: RefSeq, a predicted model, not a curated record